AUGGUAGACACGCAUGGCGUGAGGCCGGAUCCGGAUGCGGUGGAGGCCGUGUUGAGAUGGAAGGCCCUCAGGACAAACACGCAGCUUAUGAGCUAUCUAGAUUUUGCGAAUUUCUACCGAGAGUUCAUUGAAGGACACGCAGACAAAAUUUACCCGAUGCAGCAACUGAUGCGUAACAAAGGGAAGAAGUUCGAAUGGAAUGAAAGAGCUCAGGAAGCCUUCGAGAAAAUAAAGAGGGUGUUUUGCGUAGCGCCACUACUAGGCAUGCCAACAGAGAAAAGUAUGUGCGUUCUCGACACUGAUGCUUCAGUGAAACUCACUCGUUUGAACAUAAAAAGCCUCUCAAUGCUGGAUAAAACGGUGCAUGUCACACCAGAAGUGAUGCAGAUGCUGGAUGGAUUGUUAGAAAGAGAAGUGACUAGAGAUGACCCUGAUUUGGCAGCAGCCGUGGCAUCGCUGACAUUGAGUGAUAAGAUAGAAGAUGACACGCAUCAGCCCGAUGAGCAAAACAGUCACUUGAGGGUCAUAAAGACAUACUGGAAGCCGAGAUACAGACUCUCGGACGUACUAAGAGCGCAGAGAAAUGACCUCAUGACAAGUAAUGGAAAAGGUGGAUCGGAAACGGGGUACCAGACAAAGGACAUCUGGAAGAGGAUAGUUACACAAUCUUGA
Symsagittifera roscoffensis is the source of this 672-nucleotide messenger RNA. RefSeq lists its product as uncharacterized. NCBI's taxonomy places the organism in Eukaryota, Metazoa, Xenacoelomorpha, Acoela, Convolutidae. The record is from RefSeq and is a predicted model, not a curated record. Bases 1 to 672 code for a protein of 223 amino acids. The transcript has 3 exons.